This is a messenger RNA of Clupea harengus (Atlantic herring), 3505 nucleotides long. RefSeq names its product clathrin, heavy chain-like 1 (gene cltcl1). The annotation marks the transcript as partial. Lineage: Eukaryota; Metazoa; Chordata; Actinopteri; Clupeiformes; Clupeidae. Gene Ontology annotation, cellular component: clathrin coat of coated pit; clathrin-coated endocytic vesicle; extracellular exosome. The record is from RefSeq and is a predicted model, not a curated record. Gene Ontology annotation, molecular function: clathrin light chain binding; structural molecule activity. The transcript is spliced from 22 exons. Gene Ontology annotation, biological process: receptor-mediated endocytosis; intracellular protein transport.
CCAGCUGCAGGGUGUGGGUGUGAGUCCAGCCCAUAUCGGCUUCAGCUACCUGACCAUGGAGUCGGACAAGUUCAUCUGCGUGCGGGAGAAGGUCGGCGAGCAGAACCAGGUGGUCAUCAUCGACCUGGCCGACCCAACAAACCCCAUCCGUCGGCCCAUCACGGCCGACAGCGCCAUCAUGAACCCCGCCAGCAAGGUCAUCGCCCUUAAAGAUGCCUCACGCACACUCCAGAUCUUCAACAUGGAGAUGAAGAGCAAGAUGAAGGCCCACACGAUGACGGACGAUGUCAUGUUCUGGAAGUGGAUCUCCGUCAACACCAUUGGUCUGGUGACCGACACGGCCGUCUACCAUUGGAGCAUGGAGGGGGACUCUCAGCCAAUCAAAAUGUUCGACCGGCACGCAAGCCUGGCCGGUUGUCAGAUUAUAAACUACAGGACAGACGAACAGCAGAAAUGGCUUCUCCUCAUAGGCAUCUCAGCACAGCAAAACCGAGUGGUGGGGGCGAUGCAGCUGUACUCCGUGGACAGGAAGGUGUCACAGCCCAUCGAGGGCCACGCCGCAGCCUUCGGCCAGUUCACCGUGGAGGGGAACCCCAACUCCUCCACCCUCUUCUGCUUCUCCGUCAGGGGCGCGGCUGGGGGAAAGCUGCAUAUCAUAGAGGUGGGUCAGCCUGCUGCAGGUAACCAGCCCUUCACUAAGAAAGCAGUGGAUGUCUUCUUUCCUCCUGAGGCUCAGACAGACUUUCCCGUUGCCAUGCAGAUUGGUGCUAAAUAUGGCGUCAUCUACCUCAUCACCAAGUACGGCUACAUCCACCUGUAUGACAUCGAGACGGGGGUGUGUAUUUACAUGAACCGCAUCAGCGCUGAGACCAUCUUUGUUACGGCUGCCCACGAGAGCACAUCCGGCAUCAUAGGGGUCAACAAGAAAGGACAGGUCCUGUCAGUGUGUGUAGAGGAGGAGAAUAUCGUGAACUAUGCCACUAACGUGCUGCAGAAUGCGGACCUGGCUCUGAGGCUGGCCGUGAGGAGCAACCUGCCCGGAGCCGAGGAGCUCUUCACACGCAAGUUCAACACGCUCUUCAGCCAGGGCAGCUACACAGAGGCCGCCAAGGUUGCUGCUUCUGCUCCUAAGGGGGUUCUGCGUACGGCGGACACCAUUCGUCAGUUCCAGAGUGUGUCUGCGGCCCCUGGCCAGGCCUCCCCCCUGCUGCAGUACUUUGGGGUGCUGUUGGACCAGGGCCAGCUCAACGCCCUGGAGGCUCUGGAGCUCUGCAGACCCGUCCUGCAGCAGGGACGCAAACAGCUGCUGGAGAAGUGGCUUAAAGCUGAGAAGUUGGAAUGCUCCGAGGAGCUCGGGGAUCUGGUGAAGCCGGUGGACCCUACCCUGGCUUUGAGCGUCUAUCUGCGGGCCAACGUCCCAAACAAAGUCAUCCAGUGCUUCGCCGAGACUGGACAGUUCCAGAAGAUCGUGCUCUAUGCAAAGAAGAUGGGUUAUACUCCUGAUUGGAUCUCUCUUCUGAGGAGUGUGAUGAGGGCGGGCCCAGAUCAGGGCUUGCAGUUUGCCCAGAUGUUGGUGCAGGACGAGGAGCCCCUGGCCAACAUCAACCAGAUUGUGGACGUGUUCAUGGAGGGCAGUCUGGUACAGCAGUGUACUUCAUUCCUAUUGGACGCCCUCAAGAGCAACAAGCCAGAGGAGGGGCAUCUACAGACACGCCUCCUGGAGAUGAACCUCAUGCACGCCCCUCAGGUUGCAGAUGCUAUCCUGGGCAACCAAAUGUUCACACACUAUGACCGCACACACAUCGCUCAGCUGUGUGAGAAGGCAGGGCUGCUACAGAGAGCUCUGGAGCACUACACCGACCUGUUUGACUUCAAGAGAACCAUCGUACACACACACCUGCUCAACCCAGAGUGGCUGGUGAACUUCUUUGGCGCCCUGUCAGUGGAGGACUCGGUGGAGUGUCUGCGGGCGAUGCUCUCUGCCAACCUCAGGCAGAACCUCCAGCUGGCCGUCCAGGUGGCGUCCAAAUACCACGAGCAGCUGGGCAUACACACGCUGCUCGAGCUCUUUGAGUCCUUCAAGAGCUAUGAGGGCCUGUUUUACUUCCUGGGUUCCAUCGUGAACUUCAGCCAGGACCCAGACGUCCACUACAAGUACAUCCAGGCGGCCUGUAAGACGGGCCAGAUCCAAGAGGUGGAGCGCAUCUGCAGAGAGAGCAACUGCUACGACCCUGAGCGGGUGAAGAACUUCCUCAAGGAAGCUAAGCUAACGGAUCAGCUGCCUCUUAUCGUAGUGUGUGAUCGCUUUGACUUUGUCCAUGACCUGGUCCUGUACCUCUACCGCAACAGCCUGCAGAAGUACAUCGAGAUCUACGUGCAGAAGGUAAACCCCAGCCGGCUGCCUGUGGUGUUGGGUGGUCUGCUGGACGUGGACUGCUCUGAAGACGUGAUGAAAAACCUCCUCAUGUCCGUCAAGGGCCCCUUCAGCACCGACGACCUGGUGGCCGAGGUGGAGAAGAGGAACAGACUGAAGCUCCUCCUCCCUUGGCUGGAGUCCCGCCUUUCAGAGGGCUCCGAGGAGCCGGCUACCCACAAUGCCGUGGCCAAGAUCUACAUCGACAGUAACAACAACCCGGAGCGGUUCCUGCGGGAGAACCUGUUCUAUGACAGUGUAGUGGUGGGCCGGUACUGCCAGAAGAGGGAUCCACACCUGGCCUUCGUGGCCUACGAAAGGGGACAGUGUGACCAGGAGCUCAUCAAGGUGUGCAACGAGAACUCGCUCUUCAAGAGUGAAUCGCGUUACCUGGUGCGGCGGAAGGACGCGGAGCUCUGGGCUGGUGUGCUGGAGGAAGACAACCCUUUCAGGCGGCAGCUGAUCGACCAGGUGGUACAGACAGCCCUUCCUGAGACACAGGACCCAGAGGAGGUGUCUGUGUCGGUGAAGGCCUUCAUGACAGCCGACCUGCCCAAUGAGCUCAUCGAGCUGCUGGAGAAGAUUGUCCUGGACAACUCAGUCUUCAGCGAACACAGAAAUCUGCAAAACCUGUUGAUCCUGACGGCCAUUAAGGCUGACCAAACACGUGUCAUGGAGUAUAUCAACCGCCUGGACAACUACGAUGCUCCUGACAUCGCCAACAUUGCCAUCAGCAACCAGCUCUUCGAGGAGGCUUUCGCCAUCUUCAAGAAGUUUGAUGUCAAUACUUCAGCGAUACAGGUCCUGAUAGAGCACAUUGGUAACCUGGACCGGGCGUAUGAGUUUGCGGAGCAGUGUGGGGAGGCCGGGGUGUGGAGUCAGUUGGCGUGUGCCCAGCUGCAGAGGGAGCUGGUGAGGGACGCAAUCGACUCCUACAUCAGAGCCGAGGAGCCCAGCGCCUACAUGGAGGUGGUCAGCGCCGCCAGCCGGAACAAUAACUGGGAGGAACUGGUGAAGUAUCUGCAGAUGGCGAGGAAGAAGUCUCGGGAGUCUUACGUUGAGACUGAGCUCAUCUUUGCUCUGGCUAAGACC